UUCGCUCCGAAUUCUUGCUGGGGAUGUUCCGUGUAUUGUUGCUCAGGUUCUUUGUUCAAUAGAAUGACUGCGCAAACGCUGUUGGCCAUCUGCGCCGCCAUGAUAAUGAUGGCUGGCAUAAACAACGCAGAAGAACCUUCCCAAUUUAUCCCGCCAUCUGAACCCUGCAGACCAGACAUGGCGGCAUGCGAAUACUGGCUGCACGUGGUGGUGGCGCUGACGAAUGUCGACGACAAAAAGAUGACGAUACCUUUAAACGGUCAAAUGUUCUACUACUCGUCCAAAAAUAACUACACCGGGGCGAAGCCUGUGAAUGACGUCAUCGCUGCGGACGGAUUCCCAAAUUCCCGGAUAUUGUAUGUUGUGAACGGAUCCUUCCCCGGACCGACACUGACUGUCUACUCAGGUCAAAACAUCACAGUGCAUAUUGUCAACCGUCUACUGGACGUAGCGAUUUCCAUGCAUUUUCACGGCAUUCACCAGCGUGGGACUCCUUUCGCUGACGGCGUUGGGUACGUCUCACAGUGCCCAAUCAACCCAGGGCAAACCUUCUCCCACAACUUCAAAAUCUUCCAACCUAGCGGCACCUACUUCUACCAUGGUCAUGUGGGCACACAGCGCACAAUGGGAAUGUACGGGGCUUUCAUCAUUAAAAACAAACCGGUCCCGAAUACCGCGGAAUCUGCAGAACAUUUGUUGAUGCUUCAAGACUACAACCAUGAUUGGACCUCGGAGAUGAUGUUCUACAAGUUUCUCUACGGGACGUACCAGGGUACGACCAAGAUCAGCAGCACUCGUAGCCUUGAUGGGGGGAAGUUCCAUCGGUUCUAUUAUCAAUCGGGCCUCAUCAACGGUCGCGGGCGGUAUCAUGACCCAACGAAGCCGAACUCCAACAACGGCGCGCCCUUGACGAAGUUCAAGGUCAAGAAGGGAAGCAAGUACAGAUUCCGUGUGAUCGGUGCAGGAGCGAUGUUCCCUUUUAGGGUCUCUGUUGAUGGACACGAGCUGCUUGUUGUUGCUACGGACGGAUUCGAUGUAGAUCCAGUUGCAGUUGAAUCCUUCAUCAUCAACCCGGGAGAGAGGUUUGACGUCAUGCUGGAAGCAAACCAAACGGCGAAAAACUUUAUGAUCCGGGCAGAGACCUUAGAAGUUGGCUUCGAGCACAUCGCAGAAGCCAUCUUGAACUACGAGGGCAUCGAUCCCCUUUUGGAACCAACGACAUCACGACGAAAAUGUACUGCAAGCAAACCAUGCAAGGUCCUGAAUUGCCCGUUUAAAUAUUACCCACAAGGAUCGAACACAGAGUGCAUGUUAAUUGAUCAACUUCGUGGGCAAGAAGGAGAUGCACCAAAAGCUAGCAGUUCCAGUUACAAGGAAUUCUUCUUGAAUUUCGCCUUGCCGGGGACGAAGACUUGGACACCUGGCUCAGUGAAUGGUCGAGCUUUCAAGCAUCCUACGGUCAGUGCACUCACGCAGAUGGACGAGAUGCAGUGGGGGUGCGACCCGACGAAGUGCGGCAUAGGAAAGGUAUGUUCCUGCACCUACCACGUUGACAUUGAGUACGGGGACACAGUCCAGAUGGUUUUCGUGAACAUGGGCGCCGGGAAGGGCUGGGGACACCCGAUACACUUGCACGGUCACAGCUUCUACGUGGUGAAAAUGGGAUACGCGCAGUACAACUCUACAACUGGAGAAAUCACAGGGGACAACUUGGACAUCAACUGUAAUGGCAAUCCGAAUCGCGAGAAGUCGUACUGUAACGCUGCGACCUGGGCCAAUAGCUCGUGGGUGGGGGACAAUAUCCCUGGUUUGAACCUGAAGAACGCCCCUCUCAAGGACACCAUCAUCCUUCCGUCCAGUAGCUAUGUGAUCAUCCGCUUCAAGGCCGACAACCCCGGUGUAUGGAUCAUGCAUUGCCAUAUCGAGAUGCAUAACCUGGAUGGGAUGACGAUGUUAGUGAGAGAAGCCAAGGACAUGAUCCCCAAACCUCCCAAAGAUUUUCCGACAUGCAGGAACUUCAAGUAUGGCGGGGUCUACGGGUAUGGAGGGCAGGGCGGAUCCGCAGAGAGAGAAAAGCAAGAUAAAUUUAACUACCGUGUUGCAUUCUGGGCAUGCGUCGGAGUUAUCGUAUGCCUCGUUCUCAUUUUCAUCGUGAUCGCCGUCGUCUGUUGCUGCCGCCAGAAACAAGAACCUAAGCGUCCCCAAUCGAGUAACAAUUUGAAUUUGUCAGGUAAUGACGGCUUGACUGGUGAUGACGAAAACAGAUAUGAUAGUAUCGAUGAAAAGCUGUAACAAUCGGCGUUCAAAGAAGAUUGUGAUGAUCGGGAGUUCUCUGGAGCAAGGAAUCCGUAUCUUCCCUUUUGGGCAAAGAUAACUGCUUUCAAAGGACAUUAUGCACCGGUCAAUGAAUUAACCUGAACUUACUGGUCAGGGGCAGGUAUAAUUUGAUUAGGAGAGUCACUUGCUAUUAGGUCAUUACUUAGAUUUUGGAACGAGCUCUUUUCUUUUGGUACACUACGUAGUGUGCCUUUGCCUUUACUUUAACCAAAGAACAUAGAUGUCAUUGUCGAUCAUGCGUUGCGUGCUAGGCGUAUUAGUAUCCGGAGACGGAUCUCUUAGGAUUCAGGAUGUUUACCUACGACACGAUGAAAGUACAUGUAGUAUAAAUAUGUAUUUUAGAAGGUCUCGUCGAGAUUACCACCCACAGGUAGUUCAGUACAUGAACAAAAAGGCCGAUUCUGAAUAUUCCUUUCAAGUUAGAUGUCAUAUGCACAUGGUCGCUUUCAAUAUGUCCAAUUUGGACAGACAAGGAAUGGAAUGACCAAGUUGUCAGAUGGUCUUGAUGUCAUGUUCCCACGGUUUGUUGCGAUUUCGCAGUGAUCAAUCAACUGGUCUUAGACCAGUGCAUCUGGAGUAUAUUCUCAAUCAUAUUCUCAAUCAUGAAAAGACUGUUAAAAUACUAAAUAUAAAACUAGCACGAAAAUAACCAUGAUGAAUAGAUCAGACGAUAAGCAACUGCGUUCCAUUUCAUCCACUUUUUGUUUGAGACAAAUAAAUGCUGAUUCAGCAUCUUCCAGUCUG
Messenger RNA from Lineus longissimus, 3081 nucleotides. RefSeq lists its product as uncharacterized. The record is from RefSeq and is a predicted model, not a curated record. Gene Ontology annotation, molecular function: oxidoreductase activity; copper ion binding. The transcript has 3 exons. Lineage: Eukaryota; Metazoa; Nemertea; Pilidiophora; Heteronemertea; Lineidae. Bases 64 to 2292 code for a protein of 742 amino acids.